UAUCGCGCUUUAACCCGGAAACCGUGGAAACCCGCAAAACUCUGCAUCUGCAUACCGCUGCAAAGCGGAAAAGGAAAAACUCCCCGAAGCGCGCGACGACGACACGAGCGCGGCCGCGGCGGUGAAACGAACGGGCGGACCGGUUCUUCUUCUCCCGCUGGUCUCCGGCCCCUCCCUCUCCAACACCUCUGCAUGCCCAGCCCCCAUGCAUGCCCUCUUGUUCUCUCCACCGCGAAACAUGAGCCCCCGCAAUUCUCCUUUGCCACCACACCCUGCGCUCCUCUCGCCUCCUCCUCCUCCUCGUCUUCUUCCUCCUCCUGUCCUGGAUCUCACAGGGUGGCAGUUCCUCGAAUAAAAAAAUGGCGGACAGUAACGCCGGCGGCAACAACAGUAGCGGUGCCGCGAACAACGCCGAGGUCCAGAUACCGAUCCCAGCUCCAUCCAAGGCUGAAGCUGCAGCAGCUCCGGAAACACCAGCAGGCAAGCCAUUUCGAUGGUGGGCGAUGGUGGCAGUGGACGUCUUCUUCCUCAUCGCCGGUCAGACAUCGGCGACACUGCUGGGCAGAUACUACUACACCCAAGGCGGCCGCAGCAAGUGGAUAUCGGCGUUCGUGCGGACGGCCGGCUUCCCGAUACUGUUCUUCACCCUCUUCUUCUUCCCCUCGAAGUCACCGUCCUCCUGCACCAACACUCCCAUGGCCAAGCUCGCCGUGAUAUACAUCGUCCUGGGCCUCAUCAUCGCCGCCGACGACAUGAUGUACACUGGUGGCCUCAAGUACCUCCCCGCUUCGACCUACUCGCUCAUCUGUGCCAGCCAGCUCGCGUUCAAUGUCGUCUUCUCAUACGUGCUCAACUCCCAGAAGGUCACUCCUCUGAUAUUCAACUCCGUCGUGCUGCUCACCAUGUCCGCUUCGCUCAUCGGAGUCAGCAAGGAGUCUCAGGGGGUCACCGGCGUCUCGGGAGGGAAGUAUCUGCUCGGUUUCGUGCUGACGCUGGGGGCGUCGUGCACCUACUCGCUGAUCCUCGCGCUGAUGCAGCUCACCUUCGAGACCAUCAUCAAGAAGCACACCUUCUCAGCCGUCCUCAACAUGCAGAUCUACACGGCGCUCGUGGCGACGGCCGCGUCGGUGGUCGGGCUGUUCGCGAGCGGCGAGUGGAGGUCGCUGAGGGGGGAGAUGAACGCGUUCAGGUCGGGGCAGUUCUCCUACCUGAUGACGCUGCUGUGGGCGGCCGUGUCGUGGCAGGUGGCCAACAUCGGGGUGCUCGGCCUCAUCUUCGAGGUGUCGGCGCUCUUCUCCAACGUGAUCAGCACGGUGUCACUGCCGGUCAUCCCGUUCUUCGCGGUGGUGGUGUUCCACGACAGGAUGAACGGGGUGAAGAUCGUGGCCAUGCUGAUUGCAAUUUGGGGAUUUAUUUCGUAUCUGUUUCAGCACUAUCUAGAUGGCAAGAAAGCGAAGAAGGCUUCAUCGGGUGAUAGUGCGCAGGGGUGAUCAGAUUAGGUGGCCACAGUGAUAUUAUCGUGGUAGAGAUUGAUUGCUCUCCGCCAAUAAUCUUAGCUAGUUUUGUUGGCUGCGAGGUACUAGAUGUUCGUUACUUAUGUUAUGUUGCAGGUUGUUCGUCAGAUAAAAACUAGUACGUACUUUGUUUUUUUGUGUUGCCAACGUGUUCAGAUGUACAAUUUUGCUGGAUUACUAGUAGUUUUCUUGUUCUUUUCUUCAUGUGCGUUUGUGUAAGGGUAUGACGCAUAAUUGUAUAUCACGAAAGAAUAGAAAUAGUAGUACUAGACUAGUAAAGAACUCUUUAUUUG
Molecule: messenger RNA, 1807 nt
Organism: Oryza sativa Japonica Group (Japanese rice)
Lineage: Eukaryota; Viridiplantae; Streptophyta; Magnoliopsida; Poales; Poaceae
Product: probable purine permease 11
Cellular component (GO): membrane
Molecular function (GO): purine nucleoside transmembrane transporter activity
Source: RefSeq, a predicted model, not a curated record